Molecule: messenger RNA, 478 nt
Organism: Trematosphaeria pertusa
Lineage: Eukaryota; Fungi; Ascomycota; Dothideomycetes; Pleosporales; Trematosphaeriaceae
Exons: 1
Coding region: 187-429 (80 amino acids)
Source: RefSeq, a predicted model, not a curated record
GUGAAUCGGAGUCUUUAUCGGCUAGGUCUGGGUAGGGCCGGUUUAUCGGGAAAGUUUGUCUUAUCUCUUGGAACAUUUUUCUGAUAAUCUACGCCUUAGUCUAGCAUUUUGAUCAAUGUCAGGGCAGUAAGGUGCUACGCUUCUUGGUCUCUUGCAGGUGUUUUCUUGGUCCCCCCUAUUGGAUGCAUGACUGGUAUUAGGUAUGUACUAGUAGAACGAUGCUUCGUGGCUAGAGUGAUGUCACAGGUCUGUAGAAGAUCGGGAAAGGUUCUGUGCUUUCUAACCAUUCUUUCAUUCAUGGCCAGUCUAAAGCUUCACCGAACUAGGCCGCCAUGUGGGUAUCUUGAAUUUUGUCAUUUGCUGGGUAUAUUGGACAGUAAUCACCAGGCCUUGUCCCAUGAGAUUAUGAACGCCAUUGCCCUGCCAUGAAUGCAUAACCGUGAGCCUUAUAAGCCAAAGCAUUGCCCUUGGGCUAUUU